GCUAAUCAUGUCUGAAUUUUGGAUGAUAUCACUCCCAGCUGAAAGGAAUCCUGAUCAAGUGUAUCAGAGUCUAAGCACAAAUUUAUCUAAAUACAAUGGCUUGUGUGUCCAAUAUCGGUUUUGCAUACCUACCGACCUUAAGGUCGUUGGAACACUAGAUCUUCUUGUCGGACUCUCUGAUGAGCUGUCAAAACUAGACCUUUACGCUGAAUCGAUAACAAAAAAGGUUGCUCAUUAUAUGGGUGAGGUGUUAGAAGAGCAAAGACAUAAAUUGGAAGAUAAUCUGACCGUCAAUGGAAUGACCCCUUCAACCUUCCUAAUAAAGUUUCAAUGGGAUUCUGCUAAAUAUCCAGUUAAGCAGACUCUUCGUGUACUUUUUGAUAUUCUAUCUGAACAAAUAUCGAAGAUAGAAAGUGAUCUCAAAGUCAAGUCUACAGCAUAUAAUAGCAUCAAAGGCAAUCUUCAAUCUCUGGAAAAACGACAAACCGGAAGUCUUCUAAGUCGGUCACUUGGUGACAUCGUAAAAAAAGAACAAUUUGUGUUGGGCUCUUCCUUUUUUACAACCUUGGUUGUUGUUGUUUCCAAAGCAUCUUAUUCUGAUUGGAAAUCGAAAUACGAAACUCUUACAGAAAUGGUUGUUCCUCGUUCUUCCGAGUUAGUUAUCGCAUUAUCACUUAUUUAUGAAGAUCAGGACAAUGGGCUCUGGACUGUGACUCUUUUCCAAAAAAUAGUAGAAGAUUUUAAGAAUAGAGCUCGAGAAAACAAAUUUGUGGUUAGAGAUUUUACCUAUGAUGAAAAAAAGAUAGAGGAAUGCAAGAACGAACUCACAAAAUUAGAAUCUGACAAAAAGCGCCAAUUCGCACCCUUGUUCAGAUGGUUAAGAGUAAACUUUGGAGAGGCAUUUUCCGCCUUGACUCAUAUUAAGGCUCUUCGAGUGUUUGUUGAAUCUGUCCUUCGGUAA
Molecule: messenger RNA, 961 nt
Organism: Protopolystoma xenopodis
Lineage: Eukaryota; Metazoa; Platyhelminthes; Monogenea; Polystomatidea; Polystomatidae
Source: the annotation of a GenBank genome assembly